This is a messenger RNA of Astyanax mexicanus (Mexican tetra), 2272 nucleotides long. RefSeq names its product complement component 9 (gene c9). Gene Ontology annotation, molecular function: protein binding. The transcript has 11 exons. Gene Ontology annotation, biological process: immune response. The record is from RefSeq and is a predicted model, not a curated record. Lineage: Eukaryota; Metazoa; Chordata; Actinopteri; Characiformes; Acestrorhamphidae. Gene Ontology annotation, cellular component: membrane attack complex. Bases 51 to 1841 code for a protein of 596 amino acids.
ACAGACAGCAGUAGCUCAGCAGAAGUCCUGACCAUCCACCGAGUCUCACAAUGAGGACGCUAACUGUUGUUCUGUUGGUAUUUUGCUUUCAACAAUCUAUUGGAAUGAGUGUGGGAGGUAACAGGCAAGGGUCCAGGAGGGAGGUCCGUGAGGUCGAUGCCCCAGCACCUAUUGACUGUAAAAUGUCUGCAUGGUCUGCGUGGGCGGAAUGUGAUCCCUGCACUAAAACAAUGAGACGUUCCAGAGGCAUUGAAACGUUUGGGCAGUUUGGAGGUCGAAAGUGUAUAGAGCCUAUUGGAGAGAAAAAGCCCUGUGUACCAACAACUGAAUGUCAACAGGACCCCCCACCUGUCUGCAAAAGCACUGAGUUCCAGUGUGAAUCAGGGGUGUGUAUUAAACAAAGGCUGGUAUGCAAUGGAGAUAAUGACUGUGGUGACUUUUCUGAUGAAGAAGAGUGUGAAAAGAUUCGUGCUCCAUGUGGGAACACUCCUGUGACGGAGUCAGAUAUUGGCCGAGCUGCAGGAUAUGGCAUCAACAUUCUGGGCUCUGGCCCUCGCAUGAACCCUUUCAAUAAUAAAGUUUAUAACGGUAUGUGUGAGCGAGUCAAGGACCCGUCCACCCUGCAGUACAACAGAUUACCCUGGAAUGUUGCUGUACUUAACUUUGAGACUCUGGUAGAGGAGUCCAGUUCUAAAGAGAUGUAUGAAGACACCCACUCCUUGAUCAAAGAGCUGACAGAAGAGGUCACCAGCAAAACCUCCUUGGGACUGUCUUUCAAGUUCACACCCACUGAGAACCUGAAUGACUCGUUCAGCGUCUCAACUGGAUUUAACACUGCAACUGACAAUUCAAACAUAGUUAAAACCAUCACUGAGGACAAAACCAUCAAGGGCAAGACUUUCUUAAGGAUGAAAGGCAAAGUGCAACUUGGAACAUAUAGGCUGAGGACACGCAACCUGGAGGUAUCAGAGACAUUCCUGGAUGAUGUGGAUGCACUGCCUAUCAAAUAUGAAAAGGGGCAGUAUUUUGGUUUCAUGGAGGAUUAUGGAACCCAUUAUACCAAGAAUGGUAGAUCCGGAGGAGAAUAUGACCUUGUAUAUGUGCUCAACAGUGAGAUAAUGAGUAAAAAGAGGGUAAAAGAGACCACAGUGAAGGGUUGCUUGAAAAUUGGGUUUAACGCUAAUAUCCAGAUUAUUAACGCCACUCUAGGACAGUUUGAUCCAGGGGUACAGUCUACACCAAAAGAUGACUGCAAAGUAAUGACAGAGAAGGACGAAGGGAGUGGUGAAAAUAAGGCGAUUAUUGAUAAAGUGAUAAGCUCAGUGAAAGGGGGCUCCCCUCAGUCUGCAGCAGCCCUGAAGUCUCAGCUCAGUAAAGAAGGGAUGCUGGACUGGCAGCACUUCGCAGAGUGGGCGAGGUCAAUCGGAGACCUGCCUGCCCUGAUCUACAGUGAGCCGGAACCCAUCUACAACGCAAUCCCUCUGACCUUCCCUGAUGCCCUUCCAAGGAGAGAGAACCUGCAGAGGGCGCUGCACGAGUACAUGGCCGAAUACAGUGUGUGCAAGUGCCAGCCAUGCAAGAAUGGAGGCACUGUGGCUCAGGUGGAUGGUCAAUGUGUGUGCCUGUGCCCGGUGCAGUUUGAAGGCAUUGCCUGCCAAAUCCUCCGCCAUGAGCUAAUGAAAGAUAAUAGCAAGCCUGUUCAGCAGGAGGGCAACUGGGCCUGCUGGUCAGCCUGGUCCAGCUGCAGUGGUGGACGCCGCACCCGUAAACGCAGCUGCAACGCAGGUACCACUGCAGGAGCCACCUGCAAAGGAGACACAGUCAGCGAGGAUUAUUGUUAAUGCAGCUGUCUAAACACACACACACUGAUAAACAGCAUACCCUUCGAUUUUCACAGUUGAAUAUUUCUUAAUAAAACAAUGGUCUGUCCGGAAUAAAAUUGUUCUCAUUAUUUUUUGACACCGGUUAAAAAAGCAAACCUAUUUUAAGUCAAUUAACUACAAUUUUAGAUCUUUAUUUUCUGUAAACCAUUGUUUGUGUUUUUAGACACACAAGUUUCUAUAUAUAAAAAAUAAGAAUAUGGAUCGAACUGGCAAUUAAAACGUUAAUUUAGUAAAUCUCAGUUAGUGUCACCCUUAUUGUCAUUAUACUAGAGGUCACAUGACUGAAGUCUAUUAAUCAUCUUCUCCUAAGAAAGGCGUGACGUUGUGCACAGCUGUGAAAUGUUUAUUUUAUUAUGUGCAUUAGCAAAUAAACAGUAUGUUCAAGUAAA